GCCCGAUACGCGCUGAUGCGCGCGACUCGAAUCCAAACGUAUCUAACUACUGUGGGCGAGACUGUCGCUGUCGACGCUGUUGUCGCUGUUCGAUAAGCCGGGCGUGAACGUGAACGCGCAGGAAACGUCAAGCACACAGCCGAGAUGUCGAGGAACGACGGCAAGAAAGACACCUCGGCGUCCGCGUUCCGUAAGAUCGACGUAGACCAAUAUAGCGACAACAAUUUCAAAGAGGAGGACGCGGACGGUGGCGUAGGUGCGCCCACCGGUCCGGACGAGAACGAGAUCUUGACACUUCUUAGCCAGGGUAAGAACGCAGAGGCCCUAAUAUCGGUAUUAAAGUCCGCACCGUUGGAGUGUAAGAAUCAGCAAGUAAAGGACAGUGCACGAAAUUUAACACAGAAGGUGCUUCUAAGUAUAAAGUCGAAUCAAGUGGACGAUUGUUUAGCACAAUUAGAUCGUGACUUAAUAGAUGUUCUAAUGAAAUAUAUUUAUCGAGGUUUUGAAAUCCCGACAGAAGGUAGCAGUAGUCACUUGUUACUUUGGCAUGAAAAGGUAUUUAAUAUAAGCGGUGUUGGCUGCAUUGUCCGUGUAUUCUCUGACAGCAAACGGGCUUGAAGAGUUUUGUACAUUUUGCAGUAACAUGUUCAUUAUAUCAUAAUUACCAUUAAUUCUUACUGUUAUUCAUCGUCAUUGUUAAUGCGAUGAGGAUGUAGAUAGGCAAGCCAUUCACAAUUUUCCAUAUGGGAAAUACAACAAAUUUGUGUACA
Messenger RNA from Trachymyrmex cornetzi, 770 nucleotides. RefSeq names its product Actin-related protein 2/3 complex, subunit 5 (gene Arpc5). The record is from RefSeq and is a predicted model, not a curated record. The coding region runs from base 145 to 618 and encodes 157 amino acids. Gene Ontology annotation, biological process: Arp2/3 complex-mediated actin nucleation; regulation of actin filament polymerization. NCBI's taxonomy places the organism in Eukaryota, Metazoa, Arthropoda, Insecta, Hymenoptera, Formicidae. Gene Ontology annotation, cellular component: actin cytoskeleton; Arp2/3 protein complex. The transcript has 3 exons.